Molecule: messenger RNA, 1029 nt
Organism: Trichoderma gamsii
Lineage: Eukaryota; Fungi; Ascomycota; Sordariomycetes; Hypocreales; Hypocreaceae
Exons: 1
Coding region: 1-1029 (342 amino acids)
Molecular function (GO): oxidoreductase activity
Source: RefSeq, a predicted model, not a curated record
AUGGGUGACGUGCGGCAGACCGUAAAACAGUCAUUACCAGUGGACGUCAACAAACCAUAUGAUCCUUCAACACUCAAAGAUAAGACGAUUCUUAUCACUGGUGGCGCCAAUGGCUUAGGCGCACAUAUGGUUCGCCAUUGGGCCGCUCAUGGAGCAAAUAUUAUCGUCGGAGAUGUUGCAGACCAUGCCGGCGAAGAGCUUGUGGCCUCGCUUCGAAUGGCUUAUCCCAAAGGAGUUUUCGAGUUCCGGCACUGCGAUGUCACAAAUUGGGAGUCUCAAGUCAGCCUUUUUGAGGCCGCCGUCCAAAUUAGUCCCUACAGCUCUGUAGACAUUGUGGUUCCCAACGCCGGAAUCAUUCUCCCUGCAGAGGCUACAAAAUUCGAGAAUCCCGAUUUUGUGAAUGGGAAGAUCCCGGAGCCUAAUACAGCAACACUGGAUGUGAACGUGAGAGGCGUCAUUUACACGUCCCAUCUUGCGCUGUACUACCUCCCGCGAAACAAGAGGUCUGACAGAUGCCUUCUAUUCGUGGGUUCCGUGGCCUCUAUCAUUCCGCUUCCCGGCCAGAGCCAAUACAGCAUGAGCAAACAUGCUGUUCUGGGUCUCUUCCGCUCGCUGCGCGGCACAGCUUUCCUGAAGGAUAUUCGCAUAAACAUGAUUGCACCCUACUAUACUGCACAGACUAAGAUGCUACAAGCAACAGCAGAAGCCCUUUUGCUCGCUGGCUCUGCUGGACCGGGCCAGGUUCCGGAUGUCAUUGAUGCGGCAACACGACUGAUUGCAGAUGAAGCAGUGGCUGGUCGCGCCCUCGUCAUCGGUCCACGACUGAAGCCUUAUGAUGCCGAAGAUCUUGACUUGGCAAAUGGAGGGGAAGCUGUUGAAGGUCAGGCAGUUUGGGAAUGCUACGCGCACGAUUAUGACCAGGUGGAAACGUUUGUAAAGAGGUAUCUAUGGCUGUUGAACGCUGCAGCAAAGGCUCGGGGGAUGCUGGCCUGGAUUCGCGAUGUCUUGGCUAUAUGGAAGAGAAGCUGA